Messenger RNA from Pseudopodoces humilis (Tibetan ground-tit), 2275 nucleotides. It is a transcript of the gene AQP3, whose product is annotated as aquaporin 3 (Gill blood group). The record is from RefSeq and is a predicted model, not a curated record. Gene Ontology annotation, molecular function: water channel activity; urea transmembrane transporter activity; glycerol channel activity. NCBI's taxonomy places the organism in Eukaryota, Metazoa, Chordata, Aves, Passeriformes, Paridae. Gene Ontology annotation, biological process: water transport; glycerol transmembrane transport. Gene Ontology annotation, cellular component: basolateral plasma membrane; plasma membrane.
UGCUGGAGAGGAAACUUUGCUGAGGCUUUUUCAGCUGCUGCUUGUUCCCUGACACCACUUGAGAAUCACCUCUACUGCAAUGGGGCGGCAGAAGGACAUUCUUGCUACCAUUGAGGAGCAUCUGAGGAUCAGAAACAAAUUAGUGCGGCAAGCGCUGGCUGAGUGCUUGGGGACACUGAUCCUAGUGCUCUUUGGCUGUGGCUCAGUUGCGCAGAUCAUUCUCAGCAGAGGGACCCAUGGAGGUUUCCUGACUGUCAACCUGGCCUUUGGCUUCGCUGUAACGCUCGGCAUUUUGAUCGCAGGGCAAGUGUCAGGUGGACACCUGAACCCAGCUGUCACUUUUGCCAUGUGUUUAUUGGCCCGGGAGCCCUGGAUCAAGCUACCAAUUUAUGCCCUUGCACAAACCCUGGGAGCUUUCCUUGGAGCUGGCAUAGUCUUUGGGCUGUACUAUGAUGCUAUCUGGGCUUUUAACAAUAACCAGCUCAGUGUUACAGGAGUGAAUGCCACCGCUGGUAUUUUUGCCACCUACCCAUCUGAGCAUCUGAACGUUGUGAAUGGCUUCUUUGACCAGUUCAUUGGCACUGCCUCCCUGAUUGUUUGUGUCUUGGCUAUUGUUGAUCCCUACAACAACCCCGUCCCCACUGGGCUGGAGGCUUUCACAGUUGGCUUUGUCGUCCUUGUCAUUGGAACCUCCAUGGGCUUCAACUCUGGCUAUGCUGUCAACCCUGCCAGGGACUUUGGGCCUCGUCUCUUCACAGCCAUUGCUGGCUGGGGCACUGCAGUGUUCCAGGCUGGUAAGCCGUCCCACUGGUGGUGGGUUCCAGUUGUCGCUCCUUUCCUUGGGGCAGUUGCGGGAGUGAUUGUCUAUCAGCUGACAAUUGGAUGUCACGAUGAGCCUUCUCCACCUGCCUCUGAGCAGGAAACAGUCAAGCUGGCUAACGUGAAGCACAAGGAGAGGGUCUGAGGAAGCUGCCACACCGAUCUGGCAGGUGUUCAUUACUCAGGACUGCAGCUGGCAAAAAGGAGACGUUAAGAAGAGCUUCAAGAACAACAGGAAGAGUUUUUUACCUGUCUUGAGAUAUUCCAGUAAUUUUUUUGUUUUGUUUUUAUAUAUCCCUGACAUAUUUGCUUUUGACAUUUCCUUGUGAGCCCUCCUCCAAAUGCAGUAUCAUGUAAUCUUUUCCUAAUAGAAGGGGAUUGAAGACUGUAGGAGUCAGGAGAGAAGUGGGAAUUGCAGUCCAACAUAAAUCAGGUGUUCAGGAAUUUGAAACUCUUUUGAGCUAUGUUGCUGACAUUGCCUGUGACCUUGGCAAGCUGCUUCCCUUCAAACCUGUGUUCCAAUCUGUAGAAUGGGGAUCAUGCAAAACAAAUUGUUUUGCUGGCAUGGAUUGGAAACUCCUACAUCCUGGAGGAAAUUUGCCUGUGAUUCUGUGGAUCAAAUUCUGCUUGAUGUUGCUCUAAAGUCAGUACUUUCACACCAGGAAUUAACUAGUCUAGAGGAUUAUUAGCCAAACUUUUAUAUCUCUUAUGAAUUCCUAGAUAUUGUAUCAGUCAGCUGAUCCACAAUGUCAGUGCAGCGAGUAACACUGCAUUGGAUUUUCAUUUAAUUUUAAGACUAAGUGUUUACAAAGAAGUGCACCCUGGUGUUCUAAUCAAAAUUUUUAGUAUUGCCAAGUCCUAGAAGAUCACAUCUAGGAAGUCCUUAUUCUAACCAAGGCUAACUUAGACAGAAAGCUUGGCUCCCAGAAGCAGACUUUCUAAUUAAUCAGCUUUGUAUAUAAACUGCAAGCAGCUAAUAGCCAAGAUCCACUGGAAACAUAGUGUUGCUUGAGUUGCGUGUGUUCAUGUAAAUUUUACAAAGGUGUUGUUGGGUUGGUUUUUUUUUUUGUUGUUUUGUUUUAGUAGAUUUAUCUAUAAAUAUGCUCCUUAAAGCUGUUACAAAAUACCAAGGUUGGGAUGAGUUCAUUUAGAGAUGUAUGGGAACUGCCGAUUCUCUGUCAGCUUUGAGAUAAUUUUGGGUUUUCCUGGGAUGGUCUUGGAUUACGGCAUUGUGGUUUUUGGAGCACUUCCUUUUCUACCUUGCAGAAUAACUGGGAUAUCCCUGGUACUCAUGGUUGAGGGACUGAGGUCAGGCACCUCCUGUACUAGCAGUACUGGCAUCUCAGGGGAUCUCUGGCUCUCCCAAUGCCAUAAUAUUACAAAGUAUUUGAAAAAAAAAUAUUGUUGUGAAAGAAUUUGUAAGUCCCAUGCAGUAGAGAAACUUUUUAAAAGCCUA